This is a messenger RNA of Propithecus coquereli (Coquerel's sifaka), 1128 nucleotides long. RefSeq names its product glutathione S-transferase Mu 2-like. Gene Ontology annotation, molecular function: glutathione transferase activity. Lineage: Eukaryota; Metazoa; Chordata; Mammalia; Primates; Indriidae. Gene Ontology annotation, biological process: glutathione metabolic process. The transcript has 4 exons. The coding region runs from base 1 to 303 and encodes 100 amino acids. The record is from RefSeq and is a predicted model, not a curated record.
AUGGCAGAGAAACUGAAGCCGGAGUGCUUGGAGGGAAUCCCUGAAAAAAUGAAGCACUUCUCACAGUUCCUGGGGACACGGCCCUGGUUUGCAGGGGACAAGAUCACCUUUGUGGAUUUCCUCGCUUAUGAUGUCCUUGACCAGCAUCGUAUAUUUGAGCCCAAGUGCCUGGAUGCGUUCCCCAACCUGAAGGACUUCAUGGCCCGUUUCGAGGGCCUGAAGAGGAUCUCUGCCUACAUGAAGUCCGGCCGCUUCAUCCGAGGCCCUCUGUUUGCAAAGAUGGCCAAGUGGAACUACGAAUAGCGCCCUGUGGUGCCAGGGGAUGGGGGGGGGAGCCAGCACCGUGCCUGCUGCCUGGGGCCCUGGAGAACAGCGCGAUUAGACUCCCUUCACACCCCGGUACAAGCCUUUUUGUUUCUUUAUUUUUCUUUCCACUCUUUUCUCCUCCCCAGGGAUUUAUUGGUGCCUUUUCUUCUAACCUGACCUCCCCAGUUACAGGCUGUUUACAGCUUCACCUGCAGACUCUCCUUUCUCAAAGUGCCCCUGCUAAUGUCACCUGUCCCUGUACUAACGCCAAGCUGACCAUCUUUCUCAUCAGUGCUUGUGUCUGCUCUGAGACACUAGAAUGGACCCCGAGUUCCCCAGCACUGCCCUGUAAGGCAGUUCUGCCCCCCAGCUUGGCUCCCGUGGCAGCCCUGUCUAAUGCCCAAUAAAGCCUGAACACUCCUGCUGUGUCUGCUCCCGCUCCCUUCGCUGCCUCGACACGGGGCUGACUGUGUACAAGUUAUGGGUUGUGUUCUUUUGUGUUCUGUUGUCCACAGCAAAGGCUGGGUGGAUGGGGAUGUGUGUGUGUUUGUGGCGUGGAUGGUGAGGCAGGUUAGUAAGGUUUCUUGGUCAUUUCUGUCCCUUAUCCUUAUCCCUCUGUUCCUCACCACGGGGAUUUUUACAGAAGGGCGCUCCUUCUGUGCCUGGAUUCCGCAUGCAUUCAGCAUCUGGAAUGCCUCCUAUGGGCCAGGUAGAACCGUGCGUUGUGGUUCAGAGAAGUGCUCGGCUCCUGGGGUAGGGGCUGAGCAGUCCCCAGGUGGAACAUCUCUCACCGUCUCCUGAAAGUGAAAGACAGGAAUUGAU